This is a messenger RNA of Diabrotica balteata, 901 nucleotides long. The record is from the annotation of a GenBank genome assembly. NCBI's taxonomy places the organism in Eukaryota, Metazoa, Arthropoda, Insecta, Coleoptera, Chrysomelidae.
AUUUUUAAAGAGACUGAGGUAUGCAAGAGGCGUGACAUAUUAUUAAAAGAAACAAAAAAUUCAUGAUUGAUGUGAUUAACCAAUUACUUGUCACUAAUUUAUAUUAAAACCAGCCGGUUUCUCUAGAAAUUGAUGAAAGCAAAGAUUAUUUGAGUAUGACAAUAAUAUUAUGAAACACAUAAUACCAUAACCUACAAAAUAAUUAUGGGGAAAGCAUAUUCCUCUCUGAAAAAUCCAUUAAAAAAUUUUAAUCUGGAAAGCAGAGCCCAUAAGGUGAUAUCACAACCGAAACCAAUACCUGCACCUCGGCAUAAAAGAGAACAGGAUCAGUAUGACCGAAUGUUGCAAGAAUAUCCAAAGGAGUUUGAGGAAAGUUUAAAGAAAAAUGAAGAGCUUGAUAAGAACUUAAAAAGUGUUUUUGUUACUUCCCAAGAUCAAAACAUCAAUAUUAAGCCGGAAGCAAAUCCAAACAGGCCUCUACCGACAGACAGGAGUCAAGUAGUACCUUCCUUAUAUGGAAUAAAAGAACCUGAGCCCAAUAAAGUACCAAUAGGAAGAAUUACAUUAGGAAAUGUUUUAGAGUUUAUAUCAAAAUAUCAGGGAGAUCCGAAAAAUUAUAAUGCAAAAGUGAUAGCGGAAAAGUACACCUUGCAAGAGGCAACAGUUCGAAAUAUAUUGAAGUAUUUUAGAGUCUUUGAGGUAUACCUACCUCAAGAAAGAACGAAAACUAAUGCAAAAUUUGUAGGGCCCAGUAUGCCAAGAGUUCAUAUAAUCAAGGAAUUCAAGAAGCAGCUACCAAAACCUGACUCCGAAGAAAAAACAUAGUCGCAGUGUUGCCGAAAUUAGGAAAUUUUAAUUAAUUGUAGUAUUUAUCUUGUUUUAAAUAAAAUAAUGAAACUUU